CUGCCUGCUGUUAGGCCUGUUAGCUAUAGUGCUAUCUCGCCGAUAACUCGCUCGUCACGAUGAGGUGACGGCGCCGCGGGCCUGAUUCGCGUAUGAUCGCGCGCGCGCGCGCGCGACUUCUUUCUUCUUUGUCGACACAGGUCUCGGAGUCAUCGUCGUCGUCGUCGUCGUACUCGUCGUGGUCGUCGUCGUCGUCGUGGUCGUCGUGGUCGUGCGUAAUUUCCGUCUCGCGCGGGUCGCAGAUGUGAGACGUGCGAGUUUUACCGGGACCGAAACGUAGAGAGCGAGAGCGAGAGCGAGAGUGAGAGAAAGAGAGGGAGAGAGCGUGCGUAAAAUGGCACAGGACACCGACGAUAUCAACCUCACGCCGCAGGAGUUGCAGACGCUGUCGGAGCUGGACAGUCGUCAGUUUGGCUUCCUCAAACUGAACUCCCCAGAGCAGACGAAGAAAAAGGCCCUGGUGGUACGUGCUAUCAAAUACCUGGAACGCAUGCUGGUUCAGGCCCAGGCGGAGAAGCAGCGCAGGAAAGCCGAUAAUACAAAAGCGUGCCUGGACGACAAGGAAAACGAGGAUGAAGCUAAGGGGAUAAGCAUCGAUCCCAAGACGUACUGCAAACUGGGACAUUUUCAUUUACUUUUAGAGGAUUACAGCAAAGCGAUGUCAGCAUAUCAGAAAUUCUACUCUUUAAAAGGCGAUUACUGGAAGGAUGCUUCGUUUCUAUAUGGGUUGGGCCUUGUUUACUUCCAUUUCAACGCCUUCCAAUGGUGAGUGCAAAUAAUUUUUUUUAAUUAUAUGCGCGUGGAGUGGUGAAUUUUAUUA
Messenger RNA from Temnothorax curvispinosus, 820 nucleotides. RefSeq names its product histone demethylase UTY-like. The coding region runs from base 335 to 769 and encodes 144 amino acids. Gene Ontology annotation, cellular component: MLL3/4 complex. The record is from RefSeq and is a predicted model, not a curated record. Gene Ontology annotation, biological process: regulation of gene expression. Gene Ontology annotation, molecular function: histone H3K27me2/H3K27me3 demethylase activity; chromatin DNA binding; protein binding. The transcript is spliced from 3 exons. NCBI's taxonomy places the organism in Eukaryota, Metazoa, Arthropoda, Insecta, Hymenoptera, Formicidae.